CUUUUUUCCAAAUGACUAGUUCACUUACUGACUUAUCCCGAUGGUCUUCUCGUAUAGAACAAAAUAAAACUGAACUACAAAUUGAACUGAAUAGAUGGAAAACUUAUCAAGAAGAAUACAAUGCUUUGGAAACUCAAUUACAAACUUUAUCUGACGAAACUGUCAGACCUGCUAUGAUUCCUUUUGGCAAGUUAGCUUUUAUGCCUGGAAAAUUGAUUCAUACCAACGAAAUUACUGUUUAUUUAGGGGAUCAAUAUUAUGUAGAACGUUCAACAAAACAAGCAUUAGGUAUCCUUCAAAGGCGAAAAGAAGUGGUUGACGAAAACCUACGGUUAGUAGAGGCUCAAUGGAAUGCCAUGAAAGCAAAGUCGGAUACAGUCAACAAAAAUUUAUUUCCUUCUGCUGAAGGUGUCAAUGAAGAAGGUUUACCCAUCAUGGAAAUUCGUGAAGAAAUACCUGAUAGUCCACCAAAAUCACCUAUUAAUACCAACAACAAUAUCGAACAACUUCCUAUAUCAUCAUCAUCAUCAUCUACUCAACAGAAUCUCGACGAUAAUAAUGAUUUGAUGAAAAUGCUCGAUGCACUGGAAUUAGAGGAAGAGGAAGAAGAAAGGGAAAAACAACAACAACUGAUGGAGAAACAGCUUGACUUUUUUGAAAUGGAAAAUGACAGAAACAACAAUGAUGAUUAUGAUGACGAAGAUCUGGAUGAUAUUUAUGAUACUGAAAUCGCUGACAAUAUGUUUGAUCACUUUGAAGAUGAUGAGGACUACGCAACACAAGGAGUGGUAGAUCAAGAAGAUUUUACAAUUCAAGAUGAUCUUAAUGAUACGAGCUUGGAAAAUCGAAACAAGAUAGAAUCAAUAGAUACUGAAGAACCUAUCAAGGAAAUCGUGGCAGAACGACUAGAAACGAAACCUUCCACAACUACCACCUUCACUGAAAUGCCAACAACGUCAACAAUUGAUGAUAUACCUCCACCACCUACAAAAAAGAAGAUCUCUAAAUUCAAACAGUUACAAAUGGAAAGUCAGAAGGAUAACGAAACAACUUCAGUUAUUGACGAUGAACAACCCAAGAAACCAGUCAACACAAUGCCCAAAUUCAAGGUUCAAAAGCCAGCUGAUAGAAAACGAAAACAACAACAACAACAACCAUCUCCUGUAUCUCCUCCAAUUUCAUCAUCACACAUUCCCGACGUCAUUCCACAAGAAUCAACCAAAGAAAUAGGACAAUCAUCAUCUUUAUCGACUGUACAACAACGUAUAUCCCCUCCUCCAGAAGAUAAGCCGAAGAAAAAGGUGUCAAAAUUCAAACAAUUCCAAGAACAACAGCGACAACAGCAGAAGACAUCAAUAGUAUCCACGACAAAAUCAAAAACCAACAAACCAAAAAAAGGAACACCAAUUGAUGUACCACAUAAAGACAUAGAAAAUCUUCCUCAUUCAAUCUCGAUGGCAGAUCAUUCAACCAAUGAUACCAGUAGUAUCAAUAAUAAGAAAGUGAGUUGGAAAAUGACAACAAGCGUACGUGAACACGACCGAUUAUCAGCACCACAGGCAGAUCCACAAGAUACUUACAACAAACCAUUAAAGGAAGCAGAUCAAGAAAACCAAUCCAUGCAAACCGUUAUUCGCUCUCCUUCUGAUAUUUUUCGUGUGGUGAAACAACAUCAACCUAAGCUGGAAGAAGACGGUUAUCCCUCUCUGGACAGAGACGACACAUUAUCCACAGCAACCAUCCAAGUCGAUUUACGUGAUCUGGCAAGCUCAGUAUCCUUAACUGACCCAAUACCCAUGUGGCGACCCAAUUACGAAGUGGAUGAAGAUAAACUACCGAUCACUCAACCAUUCAAAUCAUCGACUCCACAAGCAACAAUAAUGACACCUAAAAGCAAGAUGGAUACCAAUACAAUGCGUGGUGUUGUUAUGGAACGUGAAUCUGAAGAAUUGGAUUUGGAUGAAGUGACAGAUGAUAUGGAUUUUAAAGAGAUCAAAUCAACUUAUCAACAACAACGACAAAAUAUGUUGGCUACUAUGGGUGGACUUUCAUUUGACGUGAAACCUGAAUUUGAAGUAUUUGAUGAAGACUUGCCAUUACCAACCAAAGAAAAAUCUAAUUCCGAAAAACGAGAUGAACCAGAGAAACCAAAAAAAAUGUCAAGAUUCAAGGCUGCUAGGAUGGGACUGAAGAACGAUGAUCAGUAGUUAGCAUAGAUAGUAUAUCUACAAUGAUCUUGUUACCUAAUAACAAUAAUAAAAAUAAUCAUAAAAAUAUUAUUCACU
Messenger RNA from Halteromyces radiatus, 2285 nucleotides. Its product is annotated as Prefoldin subunit-domain-containing protein. Bases 12 to 2207 code for a protein of 731 amino acids. Lineage: Eukaryota; Fungi; Mucoromycota; Mucoromycetes; Mucorales; Cunninghamellaceae. Gene Ontology annotation, molecular function: transcription corepressor activity; chromatin binding; phosphatase inhibitor activity. The record is from RefSeq and is a predicted model, not a curated record. The transcript has 5 exons. Gene Ontology annotation, biological process: negative regulation of transcription by RNA polymerase II; negative regulation of phosphatase activity.